UGGAGGUAAGACCGUCCAAGAACGUAUCACUAGGGGUCUGCUACAGCACCAUGUUAAAUUUGGCAUAUAGUGGUCCAUUACUCUCCCUAAAAGGACCUAUUAGAUAUAGUAGAGGGUAUCACAUACAAUUCACCUAAGCUAGAUGAUGUGGGACAUUUAUCUCUAAGAGUUUUAUAAGUAUGGUACUUAGUCAAGUCUAAAGUUUAAUAGUUAUUUAGUAUCUUUUAAGAAUUCAAGUAUCCAUCUUUAUGAGGAAAGUUUUAUAGAAUUUGGGUUACCACGUAGUCUAUAACCUCAUAUAAAUAUUUUCAUAGGACUUCUUGUAAAUCGGAGCUUUUUGAUGAAUAAUAUAUGAAUUCUCCGUGGGUUUGAACCCUAGAGACUCCAAUGAGUCUGUUAUCCCGUUCCUCUUCUGGUCUAAAUGUUCCUAUUCUUGAUUUUGCUAUUCUUAUUCUAAUCUAAAUUGGACUCCAAGGGAUCUCCACCUUAUCUACAUAGAUACAUGGCUGCAUUCCUGAAAAUCUUAUUCUUUAUAUAUUUUGGAUGGAUUGCGCAGAAGAUCUACCUGUCUUUGCUCUUCAGGAUGAUAGGGUUGUUGACGUGGUGGGGGACCCUUCUGGUGUCCACAAUGCCAUUGAGCUAAUUGCAUCUCAUCUCAGGAAGUUUUUGGUUGACCGCAGUAUAAUUCCUCUAUUCGAGAUGCAUAUGCAAAUGGCAAAUUCACCAAUGGAGCACAUGCCACCAUCACAUCAGCCCUGGGGUCCGCCUCAAGGUCUUCCUCCAAGUUCUGGCGGAGGUCCUGGUUUUGGACCUAAUUCUCAAUAUAUGCCGCCACCUCCUCGGGAACAUGAUAAUUACUAUCCUCCUCCUGACUUCCCUCCCAUGGAGAAACAGCCUCAUCAGGGUAUAUCUGCCUAUGGAAGAGAAGCUCCAAUGGGGGUUCGUGCAUCUUCUAAUACCCAAUCAGCUUCUUCAAUGAUCACGCAGGUUACCCAGCAAAUGCAGAUUCCCUUAUCUUAUGCUGAUGCUGUUAUUGGGACGGGUGGUUCAAGUAUUAGCUAUAUCCGCCGUGCAAGUGGUGCGACUGUUGCUAUACAAGAAACCAGGGGUGUUCCUGGGGAAAUGACAGUUGAAAUCAGUGGAACAGCUUCCCAGGUCCAAACGGCUCAGCAGCUGAUUCAGAAUUUCAUGGCUGAAGCAGCUGCUGCAGCACCAGGACAAGCACAACAAGGCAGAUCCGCAGACCAAGGUUACAACCCUUACGCAUCACAUGGUUCUAUGUAUGCAUCUCCCCCAUCCAACCCGGGACAUGGGAGCCACACAGGAGGCUAUGGCUCAGUGUAUGGUUCAAAUUAUGGGUACUAAGACGGCCUGUAUUGGUUUUUUAUCACUCAAACUAAUUUACUGCGUCUCAUUAAAAGAGAAUAUAAUCAAUUAUAUGAAUGACAGAUGUAAUGGUAGACUUUUGUUAGGUUCUCAGGUAAUUUGGAUGCUUUUGUUUAAUCAUUGACUGUUUUCUAUCACCUUUCCUUC
Molecule: messenger RNA, 1533 nt
Organism: Tripterygium wilfordii
Lineage: Eukaryota; Viridiplantae; Streptophyta; Magnoliopsida; Celastrales; Celastraceae
Product: flowering locus K homology domain-like
Exons: 4
Coding region: 544-1365 (273 amino acids)
Biological process (GO): regulation of gene expression
Cellular component (GO): cytoplasm; nucleus
Molecular function (GO): mRNA binding
Source: RefSeq, a predicted model, not a curated record